Tigriopus californicus is the source of this 1257-nucleotide messenger RNA. RefSeq names its product actin, adductor muscle-like. The coding region runs from base 101 to 1231 and encodes 376 amino acids. The record is from RefSeq and is a predicted model, not a curated record. The transcript has a single exon. Lineage: Eukaryota; Metazoa; Arthropoda; Copepoda; Harpacticoida; Harpacticidae.
GCGUGUAUUAACUUAUCUGAAAUCAUUGUUAACUCGACACUCAUCCUAGAGGUUGCUCAGAAAGAGAUCAACAAGAUAAAGAGGCUUUGACUUUAGCACAAUGUGUGACGACGAUGUUAACGCUCUUGUCGUGGACAAUGGAUCCGGAAUGUGUAAGGCUGGAUUUGCCGGAGAUGAUGCUCCCCGAGCCGUUUUUCCUUCCAUCAUUGGACGUCCAAAGCACACAGGAGUCAUGGUGGGAAUGGGACAAAAAGACAGUUAUGUGGGGGACGAGGCUCAAUCCAAGCGUGGAAUCCUGACCCUUAAAUACCCAAUUGAGCAUGGCAUUGUCACGAACUGGGAUGACAUGGAGAAAAUUUGGCAUCACACGUUUUACAACGAACUUCGUGUGGCACCUGAGGAGCACCCUAUCCUUUUGACCGAGGCUCCCAUGAACCCUAAAAUGAAUCGAGAGAAGAUGACUCAAAUUAUGUUCGAGAGUUUCAAUGCUCCAGCCAUGUAUGUGAGCAUUCAGGCAGUUUUGUCACUGUACGCUUCUGGGCGAACCACGGGCAUUGUCAUGGACUCUGGCGAUGGCGUGACGCACACGGUGCCCAUCUAUGAAGGCUAUGCCCUCCCACAUGCCAUUCUUCGUUUGGACCUAGCUGGACGAGACUUGACUCAUUACCUCGGAAGUAUAUUGACUGAAAGAGGUUACGGCUUCACCACCACGGCAGAGAGAGAGAUUGUCCGUGAUGUCAAAGAAAAAAUGGCCUUUGUUGCUAUAGAUUUUGAACAAGAAAUGGCCACAGCCGCUGCCUCGUCCUCAUUGGAAAAAUCGUACGAACUCCCUGACGGACAAGUCAUCACAAUUGGCAAUGAGCGAUUCCGAUGUCCUGAGGCUCUGUUCCAACCCUCGUUCCUUGGAAUGGAGGCGAUCGGCAUCCAUGAGACAACUUUCUAUUCAAUUAUGAGAUGUGACGUAGAUAUUCGCAAGGACUUAUACUCGAACAUUGUUUUGUCCGGAGGAUCUACCAUGUUCCCCGGAAUUGGCGACCGCAUGCAAAAAGAAAUAACUCAUUUGGCUCCUUCUACGAUGAAGAUCAAAAUCAUUGCCCCUCCCGAAAGGAAAUAUUCAGUCUGGAUUGGCGGCUCAAUCUUGGCUUCCUUGUCUACUUUCCAACAAAUGUGGAUUUCCAAACAAGAAUAUGACGAGGCUGGUCCAUCCAUUGUUCAUCGCAAAUGUUUCUAAAUGCAUAUUACACGAUGAUACUGACA